Messenger RNA from Funneliformis mosseae, 552 nucleotides. NCBI's taxonomy places the organism in Eukaryota, Fungi, Glomeromycota, Glomeromycetes, Glomerales, Glomeraceae. The record is from the annotation of a GenBank genome assembly.
AUGGGUAUUGACAUCAAAAAACAUCACGUGAGAAAGAGGAAUCGAACUGCGCCGAAAAGUGAGGAUGUCUACCUUCGAUUGUUGGUGAAGGUAUACCGAUUCCUAGCAAGAAGAACAGAUGCCAGUUUUAAUAGAGUGAUUCUGAAAAGACUUUUUAUGUCACGAGUUAACAGACCUCCCAUGUCGAUUUCUCGUAUUGUUCGUAAUCUUUCUGAUAAAACUGAUAAAACAGCUGUAGUUGUUGGUACAGUUACAGAUGAUAAGAGAGUAUUAGAAGUACCAAAAAUCACUGUUGCAGCACUUCGGAUUACAAAAUCGGCUAAAGAGAGAAUUUUAAAAGCUGGUGGUGAAGUUUUAACUCUAGACCAAUUAGCUCUUCGCGCUCCAACUGGUUCUAAUACCGUCUUACUUAGAGGUCCAAAAAGUGCCAGAGAAUCUGUUAAACAUUUUGGUAUGGGUCCACAUAAAAAUAAAAAACCUUACGUCAGAUCUAAAGGAAGAAAAUUCGAAAAGGCUCGUGGUCGUAGAGCUUCUCGUGGGUUCAAGGUGUAA